AUGGAUAAAUCAUCGAAGAAAAACGAGCAUAAACAUAAAAAACACCGUCAUCAUCACCGUCGUUCUACUUCAUCAUCAUCAUCAAAUUCAAACAAAAAUGAAGAACAAUGGCAAGAAAUUGGUCAUAAUGAUAAUAGUAAUGAUGUUCCCGGUGGUGCUGUGGUUAAAGGACCAACAAUGCCAACACAAGCUGAUUUAGAACAAUUAGAAAAAGAAAAACCUGCACCAGUAACAUUUGCUCUUGAACCAUUUGAUUUUGAUUCAAUCGGAAGUUAUCAACGAGAGAACAAACAAGCAAUAAAAAAAGCUCAAACGACAGCUGAAAUGGAAGCAAUUCUGAAUGAACGUGAAUUAAAUCCAGCAUUACGUCAACAACCAAUUGAACCUAAAAAUUCAAAAUCAACUAAAGUUGGUGAUGCUGGUCUUGAAUGGCAUCGACGAGCUUAUGAACGAUGUAAACAACAAGCAAAAGAUGAGCAACGUCCUUUAAAUGAAAUUGUUUCACAACGAUAUGGUUCUAUGGAAAAAUUAAUGUCAUUGAUAAAUGAUGCUGAUGAUCUUCAUCAUCGUUCAUCUUCUAAGAAAAAAUUUCUUGAUCCAAAUGAAAAAGAUGAUCGACAUCAUCGUCAUCAUCGUCAUCAUCAUCAUCAGCAUCAUCAUCAUCAUCAUGAGAAAAAAUCAUGGAAAAGAACAACAGAUGAUGAUGAUGAUGAUGAACAAUCAACAUCAAAAAAACAAGCACGUACAGAUGAACAAGAAGAAAUAAAAACAAUUGAUGUUGAAUCAAAAGAAGAUGAUUUAAUAUCCGAAGAAAAUCUAUUAGAAUUACGAAAACAACUUAUUCGAGCAGAACUUGCUGGUGAUGAUGAAAUGACUGAAUUACUUCGUAAUGAAAUUAAAAAUAUUGAUAAUCUUCGUGGUAAUUCACAACAUGAUUCUACAACUGAACAACAGCAACGAUCUAAUGAUCCAAAAGUUCUUGUAUUAACAACAAUUGAUCGUUAUGGUGUUGAAAAACCUAUUCAUCAUGCACAUGACCCAGGUCAUCAACGUCAAUAUGGUCAUGUAGAAAAACGUGAUCGUCGAAAAAUGAAAAAAGAAAUUCGAAAAAUGCGUCAAAAUGAUAAAGAUCCAGAACGACAAGGUUUAUCAUUAAAUGAUCUUGUUGAAAUGGAAAGACAUUCAACAACAAAUACAAUGCCUGUUUUACCAAAUAAUAGAAAUAAUCAAACAAUGACAGCUGAUCGACAGUUAUUAACAUCAACACGUCAUUUAUCUGGUUGGUCACGUAUACAAGCAUUAGCUGAACAAAAAAAAAGACAAAAAACAUUUGAACAAUGUUGGUUAUGUAUUGAAAAUUUAUCAAAAUCAUUUAUUUUUGGUUUACUGGAUCAAUGGUUUUUAUGUGCACCACCACAACAAUCACUUGUUGAUGGACAUUGUUUUAUUGUACCUAUUCAACAUACAUCUAGUCGAUUUCAUUUAGACGAUGAUGUUCUCUCUGAACUUGAUACAUUAAAAGAACAAUUAACUGAUUUAUAUCGUAAACAUCAUAAUCAACUACCAAUAUUUAUUGAAACAUUUAAAAAUCCUCGUUUAUUACCACAUAUGUAUAUUGAAUGUAUUCCAGUUCCAAUAGAACAAGCAAAUUUAGUUCCAAUGUAUUUUCGUAAAGCAUUACUUGAAAGUGAAUCAAUGUGGUCAACAAAUAAAAAACUUAUUGAAUUAAAUCAUCAUCGUUCACGUACAUUAAAAUCUGUUAUACCAAAAGGUUUACCAUAUUUUUGUGUUGAAUUUCCAAUUGAUAAAAGUAAAAAUGAAAAUCUUUAUGGUUAUGCACAUAUGAUUGAAGAACGUGGUCAAUUUCCAUUAUAUUUUGGUCGAGAAAUUUUAGGAGGUUUAAUGGAAGUUGAUAAUCCAUUAUUAUGGAUGAGACCAGCUAAUAAAGAACCAGAAGAUAUUAUUGAAAAGAAAUGUAUAUAUUUAAAACAAUUAUGGAAAAAAAAAUAA
Rotaria sordida is the source of this 2010-nucleotide messenger RNA. Lineage: Eukaryota; Metazoa; Rotifera; Eurotatoria; Philodinida; Philodinidae. The record is from the annotation of a GenBank genome assembly.